Messenger RNA from Psylliodes chrysocephalus, 1659 nucleotides. Lineage: Eukaryota; Metazoa; Arthropoda; Insecta; Coleoptera; Chrysomelidae. The record is from the annotation of a GenBank genome assembly.
GUUAAUAACAAAACCAGUUGAAUUUUGUGGCCGACGUACCUAUCCGAAGGAUCUUUUGAAUUGUUCCUGCUGUAAUAUAACUGCAGAAAUAUGGGACACCUCAACAUCCCAGACAACAUUGGACUAAUAGUUUCCAGUUAUCUGGUAUCCUUAAUAUUUUUACCGCUGUUCCUGUUUCUUAGCAUAUUUUUUUAUGUAUUCAAACUCGUACUGCGUAUAUACCUUACACUGCGACAUGGACGUAAAUUUGUCGGACUUGUCCAAGGAGGUGAUUGCCUUUGGACGCUGGGACUCGCCCAUGAAUCAGCCAUAGACGUAGCCGUAAUAUUCACACUAAAAUCAGAGGAAAAGAAAGACCUCGCAGAAGAAUUAAAGAAAAGAAUAACUACACGGAUUUUGUCCAACAAACAAAAGUAUCCAAAAUUGAACAGUACAAUACAUGGUUUCUUUGGAUACGGAUAUAUGUUACGCAGUACUUCAACUGUAGAUGAUUUGGUAUCUACUGUAGAAAUUACAGAAGACAAUAGUAAUUACAGUAAAAGUAUUGAAGAGAUCUUUAGUGAAUGCGGUAGGCAACAUUUUCCUGUAAACAACACGUCAAUGUGGCAAAUGAUUACAAUUAACGCACCAGCUUCUUGGAAAACCAAACAGAACCUCAAACAUAACCAGUACCCAAUCCUAAUCAGGAUUCACCAUGUUAUUGGUGACGGUUUGUCUUUAACAACGAACCUAGUCAAUAUUUUUUCCGACGAACCAGUUGAUUUUACAAAAAAUUUAUCCCAAUCGAUGAAACAUUCAUUACCAAAAGAACCAUCUGCAAUCGAAAAGAUACUUCAAUUCCUACACGUGAUAAUGUUGACUCCUGGAUAUGUUUUUUUGAGGAAAUUCAUCAGAGAUGCCCCGCAGGAUGUUAAAAUUUUUAAACCAGCUCCAGCAGUGUCCGGAGAAAGGGAUUUUUAUUUUGUGCACGAUGAAAAGGUUCUUGAAACAAUUAAAAGAAUUAAAAAGAAUGUUGGUGAUACUGCAUUUAUUGAAAUUAUAUUCACAGUUUUGUCGAAGAGUUUCGAAAACUAUUUUGUAAAUGCUAAAUUGGACAUUCCUGAUGUAGCUAUCCAAGUACUACCUUUUAUAUCAUCCAUACCGAAAAAUUCAGAACAAACACAAUUAACCAAUAGUUAUUCAGUACUACGAUUUCCUAUACCUAUAUUAGUAAAAUCAGAUAGCCUACUAACUAGGUUAAAAGAAGUAAAAAAGUACAGAAGGUCUACAAGAAACAUCAUUGACUUUCAGGUGCGUCACUUUUGUUGGAAUUAUUUAUGUGGACUUUGGUCAGCAUAUUUUGUACUUCCACUGGAAAAAUUGGAGAAUCUAGCUAUGUGCUUUAGUAAUUUACCAGGUUGUCCAAAAUUGAAUGGUGUUGUUGGGUUCGAUAUUGAACAUAUUUAUUUUGUGCCGCCCCAAUAUACUACUCUGGGAUUGUUUGGAACUUUCUUUACAUACGAUAACGAAUUGCAUGUUUCUAUUGGGAUAGAUAAGAAGUUUUUCACAAAUAGGGAACAAUCAAGAAAGAUAAUUAACGAUAUUUUUGAAAAUAUAACACUUUUCGACGAAGAAACAAAUACAAAUAACAAAAUUAAUGGAAAUAAAUAAAGUUUUUUA